UUUUACAGAAGAAACGAGCUCUAUUUUCAACAGUAAGUGCUUAUUAGAAACAUCUAAAAGUAAUAAAUUAUUUCUAUGAAAAAUUAUGUCAAUCGUAAUUUUUCUUGGGAUAUUUAAGUGUCUUAUAAAUUAUUUUACAGUUUAUAAAAAUCUAUUUAAUAAUAUGUCAACCUCUUUGUUUUAAGCAUUCUAAAAUAUAUGCGCAAACACGUAUCAGAUUUUCAGUAGGACUUUUUCGAUUUUCUCUAGUUUGUUUUCUCAUAAAAUACGAAAAACUGAAAAAAAACUGGAAUAUGUACAAAAUAUAUUGCUAAAAUAUUACGAUUUUUUUUUCUUGUGUAUAACUUUUUUACCAGCAAUUUUACUCCAACUUAUAAUAAAAGCAAUGUUUCUAAAAGGAAAUUUCACUAUGGAAGUAUUUAAAACAGAUCAUUUUCCGAUUUUCCUAAGAGUUUUUCCAGCAAAUAUGAAAAAAACGGGAAAACCGUAGGAUAACUGGUAAAAUCAGUACAACAUUAAACAAAUAUUAUUAAAGAAAAUAUAUAAAGUCUAUUUAAUUAUUUUACUAUUAUAUGACAUAUAUUGUUGACAAAGCAUCAUUAUCAACUGAACUCAGCUCAGAAUUGUUUUUUCGUUAGCAAUGACAAACCUUUGCUAACAUUACAAAGCAUCCCUAUCAACUCAGAAUGGGUUUUUCAUUAGCAAUGGUUUAUCGUUGCUUACAAGCAUACAUUAAAUUAUCUAUAACAGUGGCUGCACCCAUCCCCAUUAUCCUAGGACGUCUUUUUUUAGCUUUAUUCUUAUUUAAUUAUAGUUACUGUAAUCUCUGUAACUACUGUAACUGUAUAUUGUUACAUAAUUAUAAGGAUUUUUCACAAUUUAUUUCAUCUUAUAUUUUGAUUCCAAUAUAAUUAAAUUUUUUUAAAGCACUGCAACAUUGUCAAAAUAAAUAGGGCAUCAUAUGUAUUUUCAAAAUUUCGGUACUCAAACCAAAAAAAUUAUUAUCUUAUUAUCAGUUUUUCGAUAGUUUCUAUACUAGAAUUCAUAUUUUUUUUUAUGUUUAUCUGUGUACUCGUCACUAAUAAAUAAAACAUGUUAACUUUAACGCUAUAGAUUCUGAAAAAAAAAAAUACUACCUAAACUCGAUUACUGUUGAACUGUAAAUUUUGAAUCUGUUAUCUCUUAUUUAGAUAGAGCUGAAAAUAUGUUUGUUAUCUAACGAAAUGAGUGGCACUAAAACUAAUGUUCGUAGUUAUAUUUUAUUGAAAUAUGAAAAAAAAAUCAACAAAAGUAAACGGUCGAUCCUUAAACGCAUUAUAAUUAGUUUGGCAACAAUGAAACAUACAUGCUCUCAUUAAAGAUAAUAUAAAUAACUCGAAAAAAUAUUAUUUAAUCUAAAGUUUUGUAUUUAAUUAUUAGAAACUGGAGGCGCAUUGCUGUGCGCGUAUCACGCGUGGGAAAAUUUAAGUAAGUAAAAUGCGUCUAAAAGAUUCUAAAUUCAUCUGAAAGAUCUAAGAUAAUAAUCGAGUUGAAUUAGAUAAGUGAUUUUUGUUUGAAUUUAAUACGAGUAGUCAAGGGUGUAUAUAGAAAAACAUUUCAGGGUAGGGGAGAGAUGAGAGUUUGAAAAAAUAAGAAUAAUGUCGUUAGUUUUUAAUAAUUGUUUGUUAUAUUUUUAAUAAUUCUAUGUUUGAAAUAACUUAUGUCGUAUUUUUCUAGCCUAUAAAGAACUUUCAGGUAAGUUUAUAAAUAUUAAUUUACACUCUUGAGUGAAUUACAAUCAUACUGAAUUUAAUGGGUACAUAAAAAUUAUAAUUUUUUUUACCUGUACAUUAGAUUCUGAGCGUAGCGAGGAAUGUGUUGGUCUUACAAUGAUGUUAUUUUUUUGUGUCUGUUAACAGCUAUUCUUCUUUAUUUAAUCAUAGGUUCAUUAUAAAUUGUACUUAGUGGUUAAAAAAAAGAAGUUCGGCUGAAUCUCAACUAGUAGUUUUUUUUUUUAUAUGUGGUUAAGGGUAGAAUUUUGAAAUUUUUGGUUUUUUUUUUUAGAUUAUUCAAAAGACUACUUUGAAUAUUUGUAUAGUUUCAUUAAAGAAGGUAAUGGAUUUAUUAUUAUUAGCAGUAAGGACCAAAAAAAAAAAAUUUGUUAUAUCACGGCAAUAUUAUUUUGUCCAAAUACAUGUACUUUAGAUUCUGAACAUACCGAUUUAAUCGUAUUAUUGACUACAUGUAGGAACGCAGUGUUAUACUUGUUAUCCAUGGUUGAAAUACACUAGGUUAUUGCCUAUUGGAAUUGUAUUUCAACUUUAAUAUUUUAUCCGAACAUUGUUAAAUCUUAGUAGUGGGAACUACAAUAGAAAAACGAGGGUAAUUUAAACGAUUUUCGUAAUGCUGACUGUGCUAUAUUUAUUGUACAGCAAACAGCGGUGACCGAUAAGUCUCAUAAAAUAGUCAUAAUAAUAAUAAUGAUAAUCAUGAAAAUAAUAAAUUAUAACAAUAAAUGGAAUUACGGUAUCUAUAUGUAACACCUUCCUUCCUUUGAAAACAGCAAAAACACGAGUAUUAAAUAGGAUUACAAAACGAUAAAUAUUAAAAUAUACAAAUGAAAAUAAUUUUAAACAUAACAUAGUAAAACAGGUAUAAUAUUAUAUUCGUAAUAACAAAAUUGUACAGUUAUAAAUUACCUAAUAAAUUAUUACCUAGUUUGUAUUAUAAUAACAAUAUUAUAUUAUUUAUCACAGUGUUUAUGUCUUCGUAUACUGGUACAAUUAUUAGUGAUAACAAAUUUUUUUGUAAAAUAACAAAAUGAGCAUUUUAGAAUAUAAAUUAUAUGAAAUAAACUACAUCUACGAGUAUGUAUAUUAGAUGUGCUAAAAAAAAAAUCAUGGGGUACAUUUGUAUACCCUUGCAUCCCGCAAAUGACGCCCCUGCUAUUAAAAUCUAGUUUAUUAUUUAUAUCUGUGAAUAAAUGGGAAUUACGGUAUGUAAACAUACCAUUAAAACGGCAGCUUAAGGAAAUGAAUUGAUCAUGAAUCAGUGCCAUCACUUUGAUAAUGUUGAACUAUAUAGAAAUCUUUGAUGUACCCUUUCAUUGCCAUUUUUUUAUAUAUAUUUUUUAUCAUCACCUAUUUAAUAACAGUCUAGGGUCUGAUUUACAAAUUUUGGGGCCAGAGACUUUGAUAAAAAGUGGUUUUGUAUAAAGUUAUUAGUUAUUUUAUUCAAAAAUGUUUAUUUUAUUUUAAAAUGUAUGAAUUGAGUCAUAAAAUGUAAGACUAGACUACAUAGAUUUUUUUCUAGUGUCUCUCGCAAACUCAUCAAUGAUAUCAUCAUACGAUAAUUUUAUUGUUAUUUCAUGUUCAACUGUAAAUAAUAUCAGAUUAUUUAGCCUACAGGCUAAAUAAACCACAAAACAAAUUAAUUACUCAUUUUUCUAAAAUGAAUAAUGUAGGUACACAUAACUGACAAAAAAUUCUGUAGAUAUGUACUUAUUAUUCAACUAUAUAUUCAACUACCUAUUUGUUACUUGUUAUUUUAACAUUAAAAUAAAAAAUGUACCUAAUAUAAUUUUAUUUUUAAUGAAUAUUAGGCGAAGCACACAAGCCGCAUAAUUACUGUAAAAAAUAUGCAGGUUCGUAAAAAAAAAACUAAAGCCCUAUAGUAGAUAGACAUGAUGACAGUAAACGCGCCACACCCACUUGUAGUUCACCUAAUAUCAUUAGAUGUAAUAUUUUGCCGCCAAAAUACAAAUUAACUAUAGUAAGUACCAUAGAUUAAAAUUUAUUAAUGUGUAUACAGAGAAAUUUUUUUAUACCAUGAACCAAACAUUUUCUGGGAGCAUUUUAAGUGAAUUUGAUUUUUGUUUUUUUUUUUUUUUUAACUAUUGUCGAGUCGUUUAUCCUUUAUUUUAAAACCAUUUUUUAUUUUUACCUCUAUAUACCUAUUCUAGUAUAUAUUUUUGUUUUUCAAAUAGGAAGCCCAUUUUUGAACAGUUUUGAACAGAAGUUAUUAGUUUAUUAUUUAAAAAGACGGAUGUACUUCGCACGAUGAAUGGGCCACUGUUGUAGGUGAGAAGUUGGGAAGGAAUGAUAUAGAGGGGAAUUUAAUUUAUAUUUGUACGCAAAAAUUAACCAUUGCUAAUAAAAAACGAUUUGGAGCGAAGUUUCUUUUAUACAUGUACAUGCAUUUUAUCGUUUUUCCUACGUUUUUCUCGAUUUUUCCCAAUUAUUAUCAAACCACUUGGAAAAUGAUCAUCUUAAAGUACCGCCCAGGUAUAAUUUACUUUAAGAAAAGGUACUAAACUUGAAAAUCGGAGCAAGAUUUCUGCUAGAAAAGUUGUUUAUAAUGUAAAAAAAAAAAAUUCUAAAAUAAUUAAAAUAUGCUAAUAAUAACAAUUAUACAUUUAAUAUUCGGAGUCUAGUGUGAAGCUCACUCUAAUAUGUGUAUCUAUACCCUAAAUAAUUAACAGACGCUAUAAAAUUUGAGUCCUGAUAAUGAACUAUAAAUCCGCAAAAUACUUGAUAAAAAACUAUAAAUAGUUAACCAAAUACAAAUUAUGUACACAGGUUUCAUUAAGGUUACGUCAUUAUAUUUAUAAAAUAUAAUAAUUUAUCUUUGUAAAACUACAGAAAUUACAAAACACGGGUAAUGUAAUACGUGCCAUGUUUUAAUUUAUUAUAGGCAUUAAUGUACACGAUAAUUUACAAUUAGGUUCGUAAAAUAAUACUUAGUUUUAUUGUAAUAUUACAGUUAUAUCAUAUAGCAUAUUAUGCAGUUAUAAUUCGUUUCUUAAAAUUUAAGCGAAUAUAAUUGUAACCCAUAUGUUCAUAAUUAUUGUAUAACGUCAAUAUCAUUACAUUAUAUUAUUUAAUGUUUACACAAUAUAUACUAUACAAUAUUCAUAUUUCAUUUUUAGCGCCAAGUGCUUCAACUUCGACUCAGGAUAAACUACUAGCAG
Messenger RNA from Cinara cedri, 4948 nucleotides. The record is from the annotation of a GenBank genome assembly. NCBI's taxonomy places the organism in Eukaryota, Metazoa, Arthropoda, Insecta, Hemiptera, Aphididae.